AAAUGAAGGUAACCCGGACCAAGAAAACAGAAAAGCUACAGGCUAAAGGCCUAAAACAAGAGCCCAUAUCUAGCAAUCGUGUCGCUGCUGAUAUCACUCUGUUUUUGUUCCAGCCAGAUUUCAGAAGAGGUCUUGGCAAGUAAAGACAGGUGGGUGGGCGUGGCGAAAGACGUGAUUUUUGAAGCAUGAAGGUUAGUUAAGAGAACGAGAUUAAAGCUUUACGCUGCGCCACGUCUAUGGUGGCAGCUUCUACCAAGAAAAGUUGGUGGGAAACUUCCUUCUAAGCUCGCCGCUAUACUCUCUUCGUUUAAUAAGCACUCAUGGGAUUCUACUUUUAGGCUCUGAAACUCAAAACUAAAACCUCAGUCAACAUGAGCUACCAUCGUCUUGACAACCCUCCACCUCCACCAGGGCAUCCACCUUCAUAUCCUCCACCAGGCUAUCCACCACCUCCGCGAGCUGGUUAUCAAGAUUACUUCGAUGAGGGCUACCCUCCACCACCGCCUCCACCUCCACCUCCACCUCCUGUAACUUCUAUGGAGUACCGCCAAGAGGACGCUGGUUGCCGUUCAUUUCUGAAGGGAUGGUAUGUGAUCUUUAUUUUAUUUUCGAUUAAACGCUUUCUGAACAGGGCUGCUUAUCAAGAAAUUGUGUAUAUUCGUUGCAUCAACAAAAAUGAUCACGACUUGGUUAAUUCCUACACAAUCACUUCUCUCUUUCUCAUUGAAUGUUAACACAACCAAUUCAUCAUAUAACAUCUCUACACAUUUGUAUUGCAAGUUCAGGAAUCAUAUUUGUACUUGGUGUCACCUAAAUUCCAUUGGAUUACUUUACUGCACUAUAAUUUUCAAAAAAAGAAAAAUAUCAGAGAAUUUUCUGAAAUAACUUUCUAUAGAGCUGGCCUAAGUUGAAAAAGUUUGCACAGAGGAGCUUAUUAUCUGGUGAGUAUGUAGCCAACCUGUUUGGAAAAACUUCAAGCUGUAAGAGAAAAGAGAAGAAAUUCAGAUUUGGGCCUGCACUGAAAACCAAAAUCAAUGAUGAGUUAAAUAGAUAUGGCAACAUUUUGUAACUUAAUGACUUGAUUCUUCAAAAUGUGCUGCAUUUUUGUAGUCGUAUAUAAUUUCUUCCUUCAUCCUUGCAUUUGCAGUUUGGCUGCACUUUGUUGCUGCUGUAUGUUGGAAGAGUGCUGCCCCUAGGCCUUGUACUGCCACUGAUCAAAUACAUUUUAUACUAAAAUUAAAUAAUUCUGAUGUGUGUGUAUGUGUAUGGAUGAAAUGAAUAUUAUAAAUUGCAUAGUUAAUUUUUAUCUAC
This is a messenger RNA of Manihot esculenta (cassava), 1311 nucleotides long. RefSeq names its product cysteine-rich and transmembrane domain-containing protein WIH2. NCBI's taxonomy places the organism in Eukaryota, Viridiplantae, Streptophyta, Magnoliopsida, Malpighiales, Euphorbiaceae. The transcript is spliced from 2 exons. The record is from RefSeq and is a predicted model, not a curated record. The coding region runs from base 372 to 734 and encodes 120 amino acids.